AAUCAGAGUCCCCAGAUGCUGGCAGAGAGAGCACAGUCCUACACCGGCCAGAAGAUCGAAACUCAUGCCAGGGACCAGCAGAGAGAGCUGCUGCCUGCCUGUGGAAGGAGUGUGUGCCCUCCUGCCAGAGUUCAGCCCUGCUCACCAGCCCUCAGCCUUGUCCUGCCCUUCUGCCCUGUGAGUACUGCUACUUCCUUUGGGGUUUUCCACAGCCAGGCUCUCCAGGUGGGAGCUCGCAGUGCUGUCUCUGUCUCCUAGACAACCUCCCUCCUGCUAGUCUUCUCUCACCACCCCAGAGGCAAACGAAGGACCACCCUGAGCAGAAACGCACAACCUCUGCUGUUGGCCCUUGAAGGGUGUCCCUCUGGUGUCUGGCAUUCAGCACCCUAGCAAAAAGGUCACCUGCUGCUGCUGAGCCCCUUUGUGGGGCUUCUCAGAUGCCAGACCCACUAGAUGACUCUCAGGAGCUCCAUGGAGACCUGGCGGAAAGGCUCCUUCCGCAAUGCCUCCUUUUUCAAGCGAAUCACCCUGGGGCGGCCACGGAGACUGCAUCGACAGGGCAGCAUACUUAGCCAGGCCAGCACUGCUGGUGGUGACCAUGAGGAGUACAGCAACCGGGAAGUCAUCCGAGAACUGCAAGGGAGGCCAGACGGCCGGCGUCUGCCCUUGUGGGGGGAUGAGCAUCCCCGAGCCACCCUACUGGCCCCACCCAAGCCCCCACGCCUCUACCGAGAGAGCUCCAGCUGCCCCAACAUUCUGGAGCCCCCAGCAAGCUACACAGCUGGCUACUCGGCCACCCUGCCUUCAGCAAUCUCCCUGACAGGGCCGCUUCACCAGUGCUCAGAGGAGGCCCUUUCGGACACUCCCCACUUCCCGAGGACACCUACUCCGGACCUCAGUGACCCUUUCCUCUCCUUCAAAGUGGACCUGGGGCUUUCACUUCUGGAAGAAGUUCUGCAGAUUCUAAAGGAGCAAUUCCCAAGCGAGCCCCACUUCUGACCUGGUGAGAGUAGCGAGAACUGGGGUGACUGGAGGAAUGGCGCCUGUGGACCCAGGCGAGGAAGGUACAAUGUGGACUAAAGAACAGGUGGGGACCAGAAGCCACAGUUCUCCCUGCCCUCUGGCUGCUGACCAAUCCUUCAAGUCGCCCAAAGUGAAGGGGCAAAAGCCAGCUGGGAAUGUAUGGGAGUCACUUUCUGGCAGGAGUCCUGAAGGAAGCUGGAGAGACCAGGAAAAGGAAACUCCAACCUGCAACCACGGAACCAGUCAGAGGUCAGUGGAGAGACAGGCAGGCACAGGGGCGAGCCAGGAAAUAGGACUCAGCCUGGGCAGAGCAGCCUCUAAAGACCACGUCACAGAAACAGAAAGUCACAGGCCAGUCUAGGAAGACAUAGUCUAACUGAGAUGAAAGGGAAGUGGGGAGGUCAGAGAGGCAGGACUAGACAAGUCACCACUUACGGCGCAGGACUGUUUAAUGAAGGAAAAGCAAACUGAGAAGUCAGCUCCAGAGGCUGAGGAAUGGCUCAGUGGAUACAGUGCUUGCUAUGCAAGCAGGAGGGCCUGAGAUUAGACCUCCAGUACCCGAGUAUAAAAGGCAGGCAGGGAUGCUAGCCCAUCUGGAAUGCUGGUGCUCAGGUUGGAGAAGCUAGGGAUCCCAGGGGCAGCUGCCUGGUUAGGUUGCCAAAUCGGCACAGUCCAGGCCCAGCAAGAGAGCCUGCCUCAGAAAAUAAAACACCGAGAACAAUUGAGAAAGACAUCUGAAAUCAACCUGUGACCUCCACUUCACACACACAGACACACACACACACACACACACACACACACACACACAGACUCACAGACACACAGACACACCAUCCAGACACAAACACAAAGAAAAUUUCAGUUAUUUUUCAUCCUAGCAAAUUUUUAUUUGUUUGUUUUUGAGAUGAGGUCUCAUAUGUAGUGAGGGUGGCCUUGAACUUCUUAUCCUCCCACCUCCACCUCCGGAGCCUGGGAUUACUCAUGUGUGUGUGUGAUCAAACCCAGGUUUUUUUUUAUGAGACACUGGGGAUCAAAUCCAGGGUUUCAUGUAUGCUAAGCAAGUACUCUACCUAAAUGAGCCACAUGCCAGCCCUCUAGCCACAUUUUAAAGAUGUUUUCAAAAAUUAUUCUUAAUUGUGUGUGUGUGUGCACACAAACAAGUAUAUACAGGUACAUGCAGAGGGCAAAGGUGUUGGAUGCCCCUGGAGCUAGAGUUACAGGCAGUUGUGAGCCACCUGAUGUGGGUGCUAGGAAUUGAACUCAGGGCCUCUAGAAGAGCAGUAUGUGUUCUUAAUUGCUGAGCCAUCUCCCCAGCCCACUUAGGCACAUUUUAAAUCAACAGCCACAUCUGACUGACGGCUACUGUACUGGAUGACAGAGCAUAAACACCGACACUGUUAGACCAAAGUCCACUGGAUGGCGCUGGCCAGACACAGUAUGUAACCAUCAGAAGCUUGGGCAAGGAAGGAAAGUUGCCAGCUCUGGGCUGCAGGUGCAGGAGGGGCUGACAGCAGGAGAGGUAGACAGAGGAAAAUGCAGGGGAAAGGCCUAACAUCAUUAGCAAACACAGCAUGAGACUCAAGCUUCCCACAGAUCUGUAAGCAAGUACUCUAGGAAGAAGCUCCUGGAACCAGCAGCUGCAAAGGAGUGCUCUGGGAACUUCCACAGGCAUUGUAUGUGGAACCUCUGGGAAAGGCUGCAGGAACAGUACAGGGAUAACCAGAUCAGAAAGGACAAUGCACCACCAAGAGGCUCCAGGAUCCUCCACCAGGCCCAAGACAGGGCAAGGCUACAAACUGUGCUACUCCCUGCCCUGUGGCUGGGUCAGAUCUGAAUCCAGAGCCCAGAAGCACUGGACCAUGUGGGUCUGGCCUCCAGGUCACUCAAGUGUGAAAGAAGGGUAAAGGAAGCUGUGACACACACUGCCUGAUAAAUCCACAUCUGUGACAUCUCUCUUUCCUGUUCCUGUGCAGAGGUACUCAGCUUCAAGCCUCCUCUGGAAACAGGAGGCAACCAAUAAAGGUUUUUCUAAUAUGA
Mus musculus (house mouse) is the source of this 3060-nucleotide messenger RNA. RefSeq names its product predicted gene 14137. Bases 472 to 999 code for a protein of 175 amino acids. The record is from RefSeq and is marked validated. The transcript has a single exon. Gene Ontology annotation, cellular component: mitochondrion. Lineage: Eukaryota; Metazoa; Chordata; Mammalia; Rodentia; Muridae.